AAAAUAUAUUUUGAUUUGUUUAGCACUUUUUUGGUGUGUCCAAAUCAUCGCCUACUUCUAUGGCUCUGAAUUGAAGUCCAUAGUGGUUCAUCAUGUCCAGUUCACACAAUCGUCCCUCUAGGCUAGUAGGCUUCCGUAUUUCCGAACGUGUUUGCAAGCAGCAUCUACUCGAGAAGGGCAAAGUUUAUUCUUUCCUGCCAUCCUUUUGAUUUUUCUGAAAUCAUUUAAGAAAUAACCUUUUCUCUCGCUGCCUGUGGCUCGGUUCCAAGCUGUGUGAGGAGAUCCGUGACACGUUUCCCGCCGGUCACAUUUUGACUGUGUCAGUGGAGCCGCACCAAAGUGGAGAGAGUCCCCUUCAGCACUACAACACACUGCUGAGUUUAGCCUCACUGCAAAGGUCUGCUGACGGUGUGCUCCUGUUUCACAAUGACCAGGCCCUGACCCGAGCCCAGGCCCUACAGAGGGCGCUCAUGAGCACAUCAUCCUCUCUCUCUGGUGUUCCACCAGCAGCAAGCUCCCUCUCUGUGAUGAAUACACACAUCGCUGCCUCACCACAGCCAGUGUAAAUUGCUGGUUUCGGCAGUUUCUCCCAUGCAUCUCCGGUGGCCUGAGUUUAGUUGUGGAGCCCUGGGAGCUGAUGAGGUCUGUGUGCCCUUUACCUGCAGUCAAACUCCUCUACACCACGCAGGCUUGUUCCAGUGAGAAGACUCGCUGGGAAUCCUUGGCCAGCUGCACGCUCCAGGCUGUUCCACAGUUUUCCCCCACAGGGAAAUCUUAUAGUAGCUGGGCAGUGUUGGCUGUGGCCAGAUGCAACAAGGAUGGCUCUUUCUUCAUGUCCAAUGCACUUCAGAAGUUGAAAAAAGGGCAGCGAUGUGUCUCUUGGAAACCCUUUCCCCUUGACCACUGGACUGGUGCUGUUGUUUGUGCUGUUGUCGGCAUGGCGGUGGUCAUCCGUUUACAGGGGCUCAGAAUCACUGCAGGUUCUGAGGACAUUCGCAAGUUCUUCACUGGCCUCAAAAUCCCAGAUGGUGGGGUGCACAUUAUUGGUGGGGAGCGUGAGGAGGCUUUCAUAAUCUUUGCUUCCGAUGAAGACGCGAGGCGGGCAAUGACCCGUUCGGGGGGAUCCAUCAAAGGUUCUCCGGUUCGCUUACGGCUGAGCAGCAAGUCAGAAAUGCAGGCUGUUCUCAAGGAAAGUAUAAAACCUGAGGUGACCAAAAAGAGGUUGUCCAAGGAAGGUUUCAGAAGACCGGAAAGAGAAGGCAGGAAUGAGAAACCUCGAAGAAAAGACAAUGUGGAGAUGGGCAGUAGAUCAGUGUCGUACAGUGACACACGUAGUCUGGCCCGAAAGCCUUCCUCACAGCCAAGCAGUCAAAAUGACUUGUAUUUGCUUAUGCAAGGCAUGCCUUUCACUACGACCGAAGAGAAUGUGAGAAAAUUCUUUGACGGAUUAGUGGUGGAGGACAUUAUUAUGAUGAAAAAUGACAGCGGGCAACAAAAUGGGAAAGGAAUUGUCAAGUUCAAAACCAGACUGGAUGCUAGAGAGGGUCUGAAAAGGGAUCGGCAUUACAUUGGAACAAGAUUUGUGGAAGUCUAUGCAUGCUCAGAAGAGCAGUGGUUUGAGGCAGGUGGUGGUAUGGAACCUGGUAAAGACAGCAGUGGUAAGUUUAGAAGAGGUCCAUCCUCAGCUCACACUCUGAGGUAUCCUCCAGACCGUGCCAGGUCUCGCUCACCAGUAGCCUACAGGUCUACAAAGUCCUCUUCUCCUCCCAAUGAGGAGUUCUGUGUCUUGGUGGAAAACCUCCCCUACUUAGUGGAGAAGAGAGACAUAAAGAAGCUCUUCCAUCCUGCAGACCUCAAGUAUGACCAGAUCCUUCACCUUCAUGACAGGUAUGGGAAAAAUACUAGGUCCAUAUUUGUGCUUUUCAGAAGCCUGAGGGACUACUGUGCUGCCUUGACUCUUCACAAGCAGGAAUUUCUCAACCGAUAUGUGUACAUAUCUCCUAUUUCGAAAGAGAAAAUGGUCGCCAUUCUAGAAUCUGUGGAAAAUCCAAGGGAUGGGGCACCACCCUCUGAAAGGUCUUACAGCAGAUCUCAGGAAAGGCUUCCAAGAGAGACCGAGAAGGACUCGUAUGAAUCUGAGAAGAUUUGCCUCUAUGUGCGCAAUCUGCCUUUUGACGUGCGCAAAGUUGAGAUUGUGGACUUCUUCCUCGGCUUCAGGAUCUCAGUGGAGACUGUUGUUUUGCUGCGUGACCAUAAGGGCAAUGGACUUGGAGAGGCUUUGGUGAUCUUUCAGACUGAGGAGGAGGCUAUGAGGGCACAGUCUCUGAAUGGACAAGGGUUUCUUGGAGCAAACGUCAUCCUGAAAUGCAUUUCUCUGGCUCAGAUGCGUGAAUUUGGUGUUGGUGAACCUGCAGUAACAGAGCAACAGAUGAUACCAAGGGAGAGAAGCUCAGAGAGGUACUCGGCCAGGAACAGUGAGGCGAUGUCCCAUCUGUACACUGAUUACAGGGUUACCCCUGAUAGAGGCCAUCUUCCUAUGAACGACCUGCAGGUUCAUAUUCAUGGAGGCAGCAGUCUGGGUCUGGAUUCUCACAUGAUGCAAAGCCCUGUUCUGCUUGAUAACAGGGGCAAUGGAUCUGUUCAUGGACAUGGAGACUAUGGACCUUCUGCCCCCCAGCAGUUUGAUGGUCCAACGUGCCUGAGACUGGUUAAUCUGCCUUCAACUAUCAGAAUUGACGAAAUCUAUGACUUUUGCUAUGGAUAUCGUGUAAUUCCUGGAUCCGUCUCAUUGCAGUACGACAACAAAGGGAUCCCCAAAGGCUCAGCAACGGUUGUUUUUGAAUCUCGCUUGGAGGCGUUAACGGCAGUUGAGGAAUUGAGUGGAAGACCAAUAGGCAGCAGAAAAGUCAAACUAGUUUUUGUGUGAAAUUUGACAUUUGUCCUCCAUAUAGAACAUGAAAUAACCUUUUUAGGCUUUAAAAUUUGACGUUUUAGGAAGAACAACUUGGACAGUAUUUCAUUAGUUUGGUGGUUCCAACAGAUGGCGACUGAACAAUUUUAGAUUUUAAAAAUACUGUAUAGCC
This is a messenger RNA of Coregonus clupeaformis (lake whitefish), 3083 nucleotides long. RefSeq names its product RNA-binding protein 12B-like. The transcript is spliced from 7 exons. Gene Ontology annotation, cellular component: ribonucleoprotein complex; nucleoplasm. Lineage: Eukaryota; Metazoa; Chordata; Actinopteri; Salmoniformes; Salmonidae. The record is from RefSeq and is a predicted model, not a curated record. Bases 638 to 2926 code for a protein of 762 amino acids. Gene Ontology annotation, biological process: regulation of RNA splicing. Gene Ontology annotation, molecular function: RNA binding.